Trichoderma reesei QM6a is the source of this 7044-nucleotide messenger RNA. RefSeq lists its product as uncharacterized. Gene Ontology annotation, molecular function: protein binding. Bases 1 to 7044 code for a protein of 2347 amino acids. The transcript is spliced from 7 exons. NCBI's taxonomy places the organism in Eukaryota, Fungi, Ascomycota, Sordariomycetes, Hypocreales, Hypocreaceae. The record is from RefSeq and is a predicted model, not a curated record. Gene Ontology annotation, biological process: mitotic sister chromatid cohesion.
AUGGCGCUAUCACCGCCGCCGCUGCCUUCGCGAUUUCCGUGCUGGUGCAGGGCCAUCUAUUCUUGGGGAGGCGAGUCAAAACACGACCUGGGAUUCAUCGAGGGCGACUUGAUAGAGUGUUUGAACGCAGGAGACGGCUCGUGGUGGGUUGGCAGGCUAUUUCGAGAUCGGAGGACUGUUGGCUCUUUUCCGUCCAACUUCGUCGAGGUACUACCAGAAGACUUUCGGCCAACCAAAACACCGAGUCCCAUACCGCCGACAGCAUCCCCAUCCAAGUCGGUGCCGCAAAAGUCAAGGACGUUCCGAAAACCAUUCGAAGCUUAUGCCAAGGCGCCGCAUUAUACCACAGCAAAACAGCCAGAAACGUUUCGGGAGACGCCGACGUCGCGUGCAAAAGAGAGGCCGUCUCGGGUGGGAACGACGACAUCACGAUCAAGAGGGAACUCGACGCCGAUCCCUAGCUCUGCGCUCGUCCUUGCAAGAAGUGCUCACGAAGAUAUUGCUCGCGCUCCCACCCCAUCUCACUCCCCAGCAAAUGCCUAUAUAUCGAGAGCCCCUUCACCAGCGCCAUCCGCCGGCCGUCCGCCGAGCCGGAUGGACGAUAUGGCAAGAGGCGCCUCUCCACCGCCUCCGGCACCACCUCCUCACCGGCACGUUGCACGGGCGGAUUCCGAUGGAGCGGCCCAAGGCUAUCACGCAUUGUCGAGGCACAGCUCAACUGUGUCGUACAAUCAACAUAGCCUAUCAAGACAAGGCUCAACCGUCUCGUACAACCCGGCCGACAUAGCAAGGACAGGCUCUACCGUUUCUUAUAACCCGGCAGAUUUAACAAGAACAGGCUCUACUGUUUCCUAUAAUCCCGCCGAUAUAACGAGAACGGGCUCCACCGUUUCUUACAACCCGGCGGACAUCAUGCGCUCUACCGUCUCUUACAAUGGGCCGGAAGUCUCGAGGUCGUACGAGCCAUACAGCCCACCUCGUCAUCCCUCCAAUGGCUCUUACACCGAUCUUCCUAAUCUGGCAAGGCAGACAUCAUACAAUUCCUACGACGAUGCUAGCUACGGGGCCCGGCGCGACGGAUAUCACACACCCAAGGGCACAGGUUCUCAUCGACCGUCAAUGGAGGGCAGCCACAUGACGCCGUCGCCGCUGCGCGAGGCGAUGGACGGCGUGAUGCAGCAGCUUGAUCGCUUGGAAGGCUUGGGUGGGCGGGAGGCGCAAUCGCCAGAGGGGUCGUUUGAUCCUUGGUCCCCCGAGUCUUUCGACCUGGUGGCACCGCAGCAGAGGCAAAAGCAGCGGGAGCGCAUGCGGCCUCUGACAUCAAUGGGCAUAGCUUUGGACGAGGGAUACGAGACAUGGAGCGGAACCUCUUCGCAGAACACCUCACACCAGGACGCACAUCGCGAAAAGGGCUACGACCUGCCCCAGCUGAGCAACUACGUGGAAAGGAUGGAGAAGCAGAUCCAGAGAAUGCACCAACACAGCCAGAGCAUGCCGGCGGUGGUGGACGUGGAUGAUGACAAGCCUCCGCCACCGCCGCCCAAGGGGCAGCACUACCUGCGCCCAAAGUCAUCCGCAGGGUCAACACUUGGAGAGCUGAUAUCCUUGGACAAGAGGUCGCGAGGUCGCAUCGAGCGCACGAACACUACGAAGACGACCCAGACGAACGCUUCUACCGGCAAUCAGAGCAACAGCAGCAGCUCGACGCAGAACAGCAACAGGACCCUCUGGAGCGGCGUCUCUGCCAGUGCGUUUAGUGCAACCAGCGCUGGAAGCUUGGCCCGAUCAGGCCAACGUACUCAGAGCUCGCUGAGCGCACGGAACGACGAGGGAGACCGGCCAGACUCGCCAUUCACAGGCGUUACCUACCACAGCAGUCAUGCCAGCAAUUAUGCCGGAGGCGGGAGCGGAAGUGGGAGCUCUCGGCCAAUCUCCCACGUCGGCCUCCUCGAGGAUGGAGCCCCCGGUCUAGGCGGACUUGUAGCACCUAAAUCGCCGAAAAGAAACAUUUUCAAAAAGAUACUGGAAUCGGCCAAGACGGGCGUCGCCAGCAACCGCGGUAGUAUCGCUGCCGGCCAUGUGCCCACCGUGAGAUCUUCGCCAUUUUCCCGCCUGCAGCAGCCGCACAGUGUCACCCCCGGGGCAAGCAUGCUUUCGCUGAGCGGCGCUCGCUCUAGGCGCGAUGCCGCCCGGGAGAUGGGCCAGAGCUCCGGCGUCGACUGGGUUCAGGUCCGUCGAGAUGUCAACCGCUCCAACUCAAUCAGCAAGAUUGAGCGGACCGAGCGCAGGGACCGCUGCCAGAUGCAGGACCAUCCCACCCUCAAUCCCGUUGAUGAGCUCUAUGAGGGAAUCGAAGGCGACGAAGGGGCGGACGGCAUGCCGGUCCACAAACCGGAGAAUUACCACAUGAUCAACCUCGCCCAGGUGGACAAGAACACCCGCUACAUCAAGGAGCCGCCUCCGGGCACGACGGUGACGACGCUGGCACAGACAUACAUCUGCAGGCCCUACAGGAGCGAUCUGCAGCGCCUCCGCGCGAUCUUCACAUGGGUCGCCGAGAGGAUCUGCUGGGAGGAAGAUUUCGAAGGCGACGCCGACACCCAACGAACUAUCCAGGCAAAGAGGGGCUGCGCAGAAGAAUAUGCCUAUCUCGUCAUGGAAAUGUGCGCUGCCGUCGGGAUUCACUGCGAGGUCGUCAGGGGCUACCUAAAGGCCCCCGGCGACAUAGCAGACCUCCACGUGAUGCCCAGAUCCAACCACUGGUGGAACGCAGUCAUUGUUGACGAUGAGUGGCGCAUGAUCGACACCUGCCUGGCAAGCCCCUCGAACCCCAAGCGAGCGCUGUACUCCAGCUUAACCGGGUCAUCGGCCGACUUUUGGUGGUUCCUCACACGACCGUCCGAGAUCUGCUGGACCCACGUGCCGGAGCAUCAUGACCAGCAACAUAUCGUGCCUCCUGUCGACUAUGAUACGCUGCUCAACCUGCCAUGUGCCUGCCCGGCGUACUUCAAGAAUUGCCUUGAGCUGGUCGACUAUAACACUAGUCUGACUAGGAUAGAAGAUCUUGAGAUGGUCCACAUCAAGCUCAACGUCCCCAGCGAUGUCGAGAUUGUGGCCGAGGUGGAAGCGCGCGCCUUGUCCAGAGAUCACGACGGCGACCUCUUUGAGAGCGGCGACGUUGUCAAGAAGAAGGCACUGGCUCAGGCCGAGUGGUUCAGCGGCGUCAAGCGAUACACCAUCAAGGCACUGCUCCCUGGCGACGAAGGCCAAGGCAUGCUAAAGGUCUACGCCGGCAAGAGGGGCCUGAUGCAGAGCAUAAAAGACAUUCCCCAUCCUUUAGCCUUUACUCUACCCAUCAUCCACGUUGGUGAGAAUCCACCCUACCAAUUCGUGACGCGACAUCCGACUCCUCAUGCGCAGCGGCACGAUAUCUACGUUGUCCAGCCUCAGUGUCAGCAGCUGGCCCUGAACAACACCUUUGUAUUCGCCAUCAGGCAGCACCCCAGCUCCCUUUCAAACGGAGCGCAGUCGGCUCUUACGCCGGCAUCGAAUCCUGGGUCAACAAGCCCAGUCCCCUUUGCUCGGCCGUCAUCUGCCAUGAGCGUCAACGCUUCUAGUGCGAGCGGCUCGAACCCCAGCUCGGCCAGCGGCACGGUUGCCGGAAAGAAGCCCGCCAAGCUGGCCAUCCAGACCCCUGGAGGCAAGAUCCUCCGUCUUAUGAGAAAGGAAGACCGCAAGGGCAUCAGCGUUGGCUCGAGGUCCCCAGACGAAGAGGUCAGCGAUGGUGGCACUUGGGAGACGAUCAUCAAGUGCUCUGAGAAGGGCGUCUGGAGAGGCCUGCAGCAUCACCAUCAUAACCAACUUCAUCAGCAGCAGCAGAUGUACGGGCAUCCGGCGGGCGGGUAUCACUUUCAGCAGCAGCAGAUACCGCAGCAGCAUCAGCAACAGGUGGCGGCGCUUCACCAUGGCCAGCAGUCCAUGUAUGCAGGCGCCAUGCCUCACCAGCAGCAGCAGCAACAGCAGCAGCAGCAGUUCUAUCACCAGAGCCCGCAGCCUCAGCACCAGCACGGCAUGUUCAUGACCUCGCAGCAGUUCCAGCAGCCAUACGCCAUUGGCUUCAACGGGUUUCCCGAGUACGAUGCGUCGGGCCAGUAUCUGCCGCCAAGCAGCGUCUGGCAGCAGCAGCAGCAGCAGCAACAGCAACAACAGCAGUUUCAGCAGCACCACCAGUCCAUGACAAACAUGACGCAGCCGCCGCCGCCGAUGCAGCACCAAGCCCUCACGCACCAGCCGCUACCGCAACAGCCUCCUCUACAGCAAGUCCACCAUGUCCAGCGCCAUCAGCCGUCUCCGAUAUACCACACCCAAACCCAUACGCCGUCGCCUGCGCCCUCGCUGCCACCGCAACCGUCGCCUAUGAGAAGUCAGGUAUCGGCGCCUCCACGACCGCAGCAUACACCUCAGCCGCCGCAGCACCUGUCACCCGCGCCGCACCUGUCACCCGCGCCGCACCUGUCACCCGCACCCGCACCUCAGCCGUCACCCGCGCCCCAGCUGUCACCAGCACCUCAACUGGCGCCGCAAGGACAACAGUCUCAGCAGCAACCGCAAGGAGAGCAGCGUCAUCAACCGUAUACGCCACCUCAGCAACCACAGCCGCCGCAGCGACUGCAGCCUCCCAUACCUCAACCUAUCCAGAACGCCGAGCAGCCGCAGAAGGACCUGCUUCCUGAACUACCCCAGCCGCCUCAACCGCCCCAACCACCUCAACAACCGCAAUAUGUACAUCCUUCAGAGCUCCAGCAAGAGCAGGUACACUACGUAAACCUGCAGGAUAUCCAGAAGCAGCCGCCGAUUACCUCCCUACCUAUACCAACGACGACGACCUCGACGGCGACACCCCUUGCGAUUCAAGAAAAGCGGAAGGAGUCUGUCUCCGUGAAGCCCAUAUAUCCCAGUACGAAUUCGAUCAAGCAGGAGAAGCACGAAGAUGAAUCGAUUGCGACUCGAGUGUUUCAACAGGUCCCCGACGCUCGCAUCAAGCCCAGCCCGCAUUCUUCAGUUACCAACUCGCCCUCGCUGUCCAUGAGGUCCCCCAGUAUCACCAAGAAGUCGCCUGCAAUUACACCCAAGCCGCGGCCUAUGAACCCGGUGCCCUACAUGAUCGCCGUAGCGGAGGAGUGCAUUGAAAAGGCGCGCAAUGCCUCGCACGAUGUGGCAAUGACUCUGUCUCCGAACCAAGUGGAAGAGUACCAAGGGCUGAUCGCGACGGCAUUGUCGUGUCUGGAGGCUGCGUUGCAGAGCAACAACCCACUUGCGCCGCGAGAAGAAGCGCGCGUACGGUUGAGGUACGCUGCUCUCUUGCAAGAAGAGACGGAGAACCUGAUGGAGGCGGAGACGGCUCUGGCAAAGGGUAUUACGCUGUGCGACAAGCACCGUAUGCUUGAUUUGAAGUAUUGCAUGCAGUAUCUCAUGCUCAAGGUCCUAUUCCAGAGGAAUCACAAAGCGGCAUUGAAAGCUAUAGAUGGCCACAUCUCUAAUUGCGAAGUGUUCAAGCAUGUUCCAUGGUACUAUGCGUUCCGCUUGUUAAAGGCCUCCUUUUACCUAGACACUGGGAGCGUAUCUGACGCGGGCGCCCUCGACAACAUACGAGCCAUCCAGAACGUCGCCAAUGCCAGGGGCGACAUCGCGCUGACCGUCUUCGCCUCGCUGAUAGAGGGUUUCACCCUCCUCAAGACGGCCAAAGACGGAAACAUGGAGAAGAUCCAGGCCUGCAUUGCGCAAGUGGCCAAGUACCAGUUCGACCCAUCGGUGCAGAUCACACAACUCACGAUGAUGACGAUGCUGCUCGAAGUUGCCGCAAGCCUGCACCACCAAAGCCCCGAUCAUACGGCGCAGAAGCUGCGACAGCUGCAGGUGUGUCUGGACGACUGUGAAGGGUGGCAUAACGUCAAGUCGGAUUUCAUGGUGCCCAUCAAGAAGGAGCCUUCGGCGGGCAGGACCGUGAGCGACGAUACGCAGGCCAUACUGCGGGUUGGUGAGGGCGAGGGCGAGAUGGAUUACCUCGUAAUGACUUUCAUGACCAAGAUGGAGUUGCGGUCGCUCGUGUUUACUAUCAGCGGCCUGGUCAACUUUCACAAGCCUUCCUCACAGGGUCGCAGGUCAACUGAAUUCUGGAAGGAAGGCUUAAAGAUUCUCGAAACAUGGGACGCCUCAACGGCCGGCAUACCAUACGGCGCCCCUGUUCCCCUAAAUGUGGCAAUCAAACAGCGGGCCUGGCGAAUAGAGGCACAGGCUUACUUGACUGUCCUCCUGGGGUUCGUAGCUGCCAGUCACUGCCAAUGGUCAACGGUCAAGCAGUUGCUUCAGAAUCUCGAGAACCUGGUCUCGCCCUCGACGCAGCCGACUGUGAGAUUGCUCUCCACCUAUCUAAAGGGCGUCUACCACCAGGGCAUCGGCAGCCUGCAAGCCGCCCUCGACAUCUUCCUCGACGACCGCUUCAAGGUCCAACAGCAGGGCAACACGGGAAUUAAAGCCGGGCAACAAGAGGUUGCGCUCCUUGCGGGCCUGAACCGGCUCUGGAUCAUGCAGCACCCGUCGUGUCGAAACGACCAGGAAACGCGGGACCUCAUCGAGCAGCUCCAGCCGCACUGCGCCAACCACAGCAACAUUGAUCUCCGGACGGCCUACCACAACGUCAUGGCGGCCCUCGUGACGGAACCGCCCCAGCAGCUCAACCAGCAAAAGCAGCACAUCCACGCCGCCAUGGCGGGCUCCAAGGUCACUAGCAAUGUGCUUGGAGCCGCCGUGACGCUGUGCAUCAUGCGCAGCCGCUUCUUCGAGAACGUCAUUGGCGAGCAGGCCCUCAAGAGCGCCCGGGCGGCGGCCAAGCAGGCGGAGAGGAGCGGCAACGUGCUGUGGCAGAGCGUGGCGGACGGCAUGCUGGCGCAGUCGUACGAGGUGCAGGGGCAGAGAGAGGAAGCCAAGCAGGAGUGGGAUAAGGCGACCGAGGAGGCGAGAGACGCGUUUGCCCGGAGCUUGUGA